This is a messenger RNA of Pediculus humanus corporis (human body louse), 534 nucleotides long. Its product is annotated as protein max, putative. Gene Ontology annotation, cellular component: RNA polymerase II transcription regulator complex. The record is from RefSeq and is a predicted model, not a curated record. Gene Ontology annotation, molecular function: protein dimerization activity; DNA-binding transcription factor activity. NCBI's taxonomy places the organism in Eukaryota, Metazoa, Arthropoda, Insecta, Psocodea, Pediculidae. The transcript is spliced from 4 exons. The coding region runs from base 1 to 534 and encodes 177 amino acids. Gene Ontology annotation, biological process: positive regulation of transcription by RNA polymerase II.
AUGAGUGACGACGAUAGAGAUAUUGAUAUUGAAAGCGAUGAAGGUGAAGAAAGUGUUGAUUCAGAUACUCGAUCUCAUCGUUCCGUUAAUGGCAGCCAGUAUUUGUCGCAGGCUGAAAAAAGAGCUCAUCAUAAUGCUUUAGAGCGUAAAAGAAGAGAUCACAUUAAAGAUAGUUUUAGCAGCUUAAGAGAUUCAGUACCAGCUCUUCAUGGAGAAAAAGUUGCAAGCAGAGCUCAAAUCCUUAAAAAAGCUGCCGAAUAUAUUCAGUAUAUGAGAAAAAAAAAUACUGUUUGUCUUCAAGACAUAGACGAUUUAAGAAGACAAAAUGCAUUACUUGACUCUCAAAUACGUACAUUAGAAAAUGCUAAAAGUACGGGAAAUUUUGCUGCAGAAGCAAGUGAAGUUACACUUAAUAGUUCAAAGUCUGAUUCUUGUUAUCCAAGAGAAUCUGAGUCUGAUACAUCAGAUUGUGAACAAUCUAGGACUGUUAGGCAUCCUAAAAAAUUGAAAGUCGGUAAUGGAAACUUACAUUGA